Sycon ciliatum is the source of this 2375-nucleotide messenger RNA. RefSeq lists its product as uncharacterized. The record is from RefSeq and is a predicted model, not a curated record. The transcript is spliced from 3 exons. The coding region runs from base 522 to 1502 and encodes 326 amino acids. NCBI's taxonomy places the organism in Eukaryota, Metazoa, Porifera, Calcarea, Leucosolenida, Sycettidae.
CCCCCCCCCUGCUUUCCACUGUAGAUCUACGCGCGAUCAGUGCAGUGUCUGUCCGUAGGUCUACAGCACGGACUCGAUAGAUCUACAGCACGGACUCGGUAGAUAUACCUAUGUACACUACCACUAGCUACAGAGUAGAGUCUACACUCAGUCACCAGGUCACAAUCAUUUUAGUCACUGUAGAUCUCCAUGCAUUCUGUACUGUAGUCAGUCUGUGCAUGACAGACAUCCACAAUCAAACAGUCGCUGCAAGGAUCUACCACGGCCACUAGACGUAAGCGUAGAUGAUAACUACAGCUACAGAGUACAGUACAGUGUGAACGGCUUUUCCAGCUUUGUGGCUGGAUCAUUUUCGUCUUGUCGAUGCUUGCUCGAUGUGCGAAUGUGGUAUUCAGUGGCUGACAUGAGGGAAAGGGCAGUCUUCGUCGCCAAUCAACUGAUCUAGUCACAAAGUACGAGCGAGGACAGAGACUAUGUUUCCUUGCUAGCAAAGCGAGCGGAGUGGCUCAUCCGGAGCGGACAUGUCAUCGCCAAACGGCGGCCGUACGAAUGGCCACUCCGACAGCAGCCCAAGGCUUCCUGAUCUUCCCACUCUGCCAGACCCGCUGGUCAUGACUGAAGCUGCAACACCUCCGACAGCUGCUCCGGCGGCCUCGGAAUCCAUGAGCACACUCAUCAAGAUCCUGCUACCCUACACGGCCGUGUUGACCACCGUCGUGCUCCUCGCCCUGGCACUGUGCGCAAUGCGCUGGUGCUGGAAAAAGCGGACUAGGAAUUCCCAUCGGGUCUUCGUUCAGAAUGGUGGCCCAGCACCAAUUCCGGCCUUGCCAUAUCGACAUCGAAUGCAAUUUGCACCGAACCCAAUCCCUCUGGACGGCAGCACACAGUCCCUAGCUCCACUGGUGCAGAGUAUGAGUGUGCAGUCCUUGCCCAGCUCUAUACGUGCUGCGUCACCACCACGCAACACAGCCGGUGCGUUCCAGCCCGAAACGCCCAUGGUGAAGAUGAGCCAAGGCAGCUCCAUGAGGCGUGCCUCACUACAGCCACCAAAGCCGCUACAGGCCGACAUCUGGAAUGCGCCUGUGUUCAACAUCGGAGCGGUCGCCGACAGUCCUAUCACCGUCAACCUGAAGAAAGGAGAGAGCAGCGAUAUGCUGAACAUGAGCACGCCUCGAGUUCCACGGAGCAAUCCCAUCAGGAGACCAUCUCCGUUGAUCGACGCUGCAGACAAUACGGACAGCAGCAUGGCCAAAGCAGCGCCACUGAAGCACCGCCGACACAUGCAACUCCAGAAAGAAAACCGCAUGGGCCGACGCUCCCAGAGCUGCGAGGACAUUCGCGAAGGGGAAGUGAGCAACGCCAGGACUCUGCGGAGGCCGGAAGCCAUCCAGCAGACUCAGGCAAAACACCAGCAGCUCACCCAGCAGGAGCGUAGAAGGCUGCGACGCUCGCAAAGCCUAAGCGACCUGCACCGUAAGCCUGCAAAGUAUGCUUGGUCCUGAAUAAAAGUAUGCCUGACCCUGAAUAAAAGUAUACCUAAUCCUGAAUAAAAGUAUACCUGGUCCCGAAUGAAGGUUUGCCUGGUCCUGACAAAAGAGCCCCCCCCCCGUAGCUGAACAAGCCACCACUGAUUUUUCUGCACUGAUUUUGCGUGAAUGUGUGACUGCUGUGAUACCUGUAUUGCUCAACUAAUUACUUACAUGCAACUGCUGUGAUUACAGUAUGGCUCAACUUACAUGCAACUGCUGUAAUUUCAGUAUGGCUCAACUUCAUGCAUAUACAUCGGUACCUACAUGCACAUGUUCAGCCGGGUGUACAUACUACAUGCAUGCUUGCAGUUGCAGUGUACCACAGCAAUUGCUUGCAGGUCUACAAAGGGACAGUCACGAGUGUGCCAGCUGGGCAGUAGCGCAUUCUGAUGGGGGCACGUUCCACGCAGCACCCUCCCCCCCCCCCCCCACCUGCCCCUGACAUACCUAAAGUAGAAAUAAUUGCACUCAUCAUCUUGCCACUGUAGUCUGUACUGCAGUAACUUUCUAUAGCCGCUUACACUGGUGCUGAUUGGUGCUAUCAGCCAGCAGGGUCAUGUACAUGUACAUCUCCUGUGUUUCCUUACAACAAGCCUCUACCCACACGCAUAGGCUAUACUAUUUACGCAAUACCUAAUCUGCAAGAACUGAAGAAACAUAUGCCCGCACGAUGAUGCCAGUGCCGAGUGUACUAGUAUCUCAUAUUAAUUUUAAAAUGUAAUAGCACUGGCACCAAAUUUUUGUGUUUAAAUUUUAACCUGCAACGAAAGACACACAGGCAUGUAUGACAAGAGGAACUGCAUGGCGUGUGCAUCAUUCUGCUAACAACAGCACUAUCACUUUUGC